This is a messenger RNA of Micropterus dolomieu (smallmouth bass), 3164 nucleotides long. RefSeq names its product parathyroid hormone 2 receptor a (gene pth2ra). The transcript has 12 exons. The record is from RefSeq and is a predicted model, not a curated record. Gene Ontology annotation, cellular component: plasma membrane. Gene Ontology annotation, biological process: adenylate cyclase-modulating G protein-coupled receptor signaling pathway; cell surface receptor signaling pathway. NCBI's taxonomy places the organism in Eukaryota, Metazoa, Chordata, Actinopteri, Centrarchiformes, Centrarchidae. Gene Ontology annotation, molecular function: G protein-coupled peptide receptor activity; peptide hormone binding; parathyroid hormone receptor activity. Bases 15 to 1532 code for a protein of 505 amino acids.
CAGACCGACGAACUAUGAACUUGUCCGUGUGGAUUUUAGUCUUAAACUUUUUCUUGUGCUGGACGUCAGUUAGUUCACAGAUGGGGUUUGAUGGUCCUCUCUCUGCACAGGAGCAGAUGUACAUCCUUUAUGAAAUCAAACUGCAGUGCCACCAGAACCUCUCCAACAUUGACCCCGGGUCUACAGGACAUGCUUACAGGAAGUGUGAUGUCAACGGUUCCUGGGUGUUUGUGGACCACUGGAACAAAACAUGGGCCAACUACUCAGAGUGUCUGCGCUUCCUUCAGCCAACUGAUGAAGAAGAGAGACAAGACUUCUUUGAGCGGCUGUAUAUCAUGUAUACCAUUGGCUACGCUGUGUCCUUCAGCUCUCUGCUAGUGGCCAUCUUCAUCAUUGGAUACUUCAGGCGUCUUCACUGCACCAGAAACUACAUCCACAUGCACCUGUUUGUUUCCUUCAUGUUACGGGCAGUCAGCAUCUUUGUGAAGGACAGCGUCGUCCAUUCAAGCGCUGGAUUGCAGGACUUUGAUUCUGCCCUGUUGGACAACUUAAAAACAGUUAGCAUGGCACCACUGGACAAAUCUCAGUAUAUUGGCUGCAAGGUGACAGUGCUGCUCUUCAUCUAUUUUCUGGCCACCAACUACUACUGGAUCCUGGUAGAAGGCCUCUACCUCCACAGUCUCAUCUUCAUGGCCUUCCGAUCGGACUCCAAAUACCUCUGGGGCUUCACGCUCAUCGGAUGGGGUGUUCCAGCUGUUUUUGUGGCAGUGUGGGCGAUUGUCAGGGCGACAGUAGCAGAUGCAAGGUGUUGGGAGUUAAGUGCUGGCAAUAUUAAGUGGAUCUACCAGGUUCCCAUUCUGACAGCUAUUGGGCUCAACUUCAUCUUGUUUGUGAACAUCGUUCGAGUGUUGGCCACUAAAAUUCGAGAGACAAAUGCAGGGAGAUACGACACGAGGAAACAGUACAGGAAACUGGCGAAGUCCACCCUUGUGUUAGUACUUGUGUUUGGCAUACACUACAUCAUCUUUGUUGGGAUGCCUCAUACAUUUGAGGGGCCGAGCUGGGAGGUCCGCAUGUACUGUGAGCUGUUCUUCAACUCCUUUCAGGGUUUCUUUGUGUCCAUUAUCUAUUGCUACUGCAACGGAGAGGUCCAGACAGAGAUAAAGAAAACAUGGACACGCUGGAACCUGGCCUUUGAGUGGGAGGGCCCAGUGGUCUGCGGCCGCUACCAUUAUGGCUCCGUCGUCGUCGGUAUCAACAACAGCACCAGCAGCCAGUCCCACCUGGCAGGGGGUGGCCCUUCCACACGCUCCACGACGCUCGUUUCAAGCCGUGUUUGCCGGAGCACAUGUCCCCCCGUGAUCAGCAUGCACUCCACCCUCCCAGGUUAUGUGAUCAGUAACUCGGACCCAUCAAUACCUGAAGAACCUGAGGACAGCGGCCCCAAGCGGGUGGACGACAUCUCGCUGAAGGAAAAUCUGCCUGUUCUUAGUACCAGUGCAACAGCUGAGGAUGAGGAGGAAACACUGUAGCAGCCGUCCAAAUAUUAAAACAUGUGGUAGAGAGUGAUGGAAAAGUUUGUAGGUGGAGCUGUGCUAACUGAAUCCAGUCUCAUCUAAAAAAACUCUAAAGAUGGUAUCAAAGGCUAAAAAAAAAAAGUUUCACUGUGUGUACAAGAAAUGGAAAAAUAUCAUGGACCCCCUCCCAUAUGUACUUAUUAAAAAAAAGUAAUAAAAUCACAGCUAUACAGUUAUGAAGUUGAUUGCUAGGUAGCAGCAUUGGAAAAAACUUCUCAGGGAGGGUUAUACCAUAGUGCCCUCUAUUGCUAUUAAUGCAAAAUAUGCUGUUGCUUGGAUUGUGGUGGACAAAACAUCUUAUGGAAAUUUAUUUAAAUAUUUUCAGUAAAGUGCAGGGGUGAAGUGAGGAUAAUAAUAAGCAGAAACAAAUCACACGGAAACACUUGUGAAAUAUACAAUACAACAAUAAUUAUAAACUGGGUUAGGCUUUGUCAAUCUCUUCCUUUCAGGAUUUCUUUGUGUCCAUCAUGUACUGUUACUGCAACGGAGAAGUGAGUGGAUGUUUCUUUCCAAAUGGUAUUGACCACACAGGAGAAGCACAAACAAUGCAAUCUAAAGCAAAUUAAAAAGUUUGCAAAUUACAAAACCACACUUGGUUUCAGAUCAAUCAUAGCUUCUGGAAAUUGGUACUGACAGAUUUAAUCUAGGGUCUGGCUGAAGUAGUAAAACAGUGACAUAAGCUACUUUUCAAUUAUUCUGUCUCUUGCCCUCUGAAAUAAAAUGUGUAGAAAAAAAGCACACAAAAACACUUGAAAAAUAUACAACAAAAAUUAUAAACUGGGUGAAACAGGUGGUCAGGAAAAACUAAAAGGUACUAGCAGCAUGAUAGCUGUAGAAUAAAACUCAUCUCCUGGAAUGAGGAGACUUGAUGAACCUUGUUCUUGCCAAAUUGCCUGAAUUUAAACAUAGGCUAUAUUACUGUAUGUCAUUUCUCCACAUAUUCCAAAGCUACAUAGAAAAUGUAAUUUACAGCCAUUUACAGGAGUUUCUAACCCUCUUGUUAAUUACGAUUUCAGCAGUAUCUGUCAUGCGAGAGGAGGAUACAUCCUUGUGAUGAAUCCUUUUUAUGGACAAAUUCAGUGUCGUGGUGACCUAAUGUGCUUGCUUGUACAGUCUUUGUGAAGAAUAUUGCAUUUUGUGCGGACAAACUUACUGGCUACAGCUGCCAAUUGAACAAAAAGGAAUGUAUGCAGUUUAUUUUGUAUUUGUAAAAUGAAAUGAAGAUAUUGAUCACUUCUCGGGACAUGUGUGAACAGACAUUUUGACUUUGAUCUGUGGAUUCAUUUGCUAUUAUUACUGCUUGUAAGCAAGUCUUGCAACCUGGCAAGGCCAAAACCAUUGUCAGUAGCACAUACUGUUUUAUUACACAUCAAAAGUGACAUUAAGUUCAAAUCAACUUUUUCUUAAUCUUUUACAAUGAACUAUUGUGUGACUGCGAAGGGCUACACUUGGUGGCUGCUCAAGGGUUUUGUGUCUGCUUUGUGCAUGCAUGUCAGUACAUUUGGUGCUUGUCAUGAAAAGAGAAUCUUUAUUGUACACGUGCCUCUCCUGCUCCAGCAGAAGCUUUAUAAAAUGGACUUGAAAUGA